Tetrahymena thermophila SB210 is the source of this 2775-nucleotide messenger RNA. RefSeq names its product tetratricopeptide repeat protein. Gene Ontology annotation, molecular function: protein binding. The record is from RefSeq and is a predicted model, not a curated record. The transcript is spliced from 2 exons. NCBI's taxonomy places the organism in Eukaryota, Ciliophora, Oligohymenophorea, Hymenostomatida, Tetrahymenidae.
AUGAAUAAUAUACUGACCACACAAGAUUCAGGGACUGGGAGUUAGGAUAUUUAGAAGAGUUAGAUAUAUUAUUCUCCAUAUCCUAGAAAGAGCCUAUCUUUAAAAAAGAGUAGUUUUAUUAGUGGCUCUUAGCUCAAAAAUAUGAAUUAAUCUGCUAUUUAAUUUACGACUACUAACCCUACUAAUGCUACUAAAGAUAUUUAGCAGAAUGAGAUAGGCCAGCAAAGAAACUUUAAUUUUAAAAAAUCUAUGACAGAAAAGGUAGUAGAAGAGGCUCUAUAGGAUUUAAGUGAUGCAAUACGCUUGAAUCAAAGUUUAGUUAGACAGCAAUCACUUGUUAAUCAUAGCACUAGUUUUAUUUCUAUGAGCGAAUAGGAUAAAAUUUAGCUACGAAAAAACAGAAUUUAACACCAGAUAAAUGGGCUGCUAAUAUAGCAAUAUUCGAGGACAGAUCCGUUAACAAUUAAAAUUUAUUCAAUUAAAUCCAAAUAGCUUCCAUAUUUGCUUGAGAUAAAGGAAAUACACGACAACAAGAGAUUUUAAGAAGAUUAAGAAGUUUUUUUAACCUAUGAUCAUAUUAGCAACUAUUAUUAUAAUAUGAAAAUAUAUAUUGUGGAGAAAGGUUCUGAUGAUGCUAUUUUGUUUGCAAUAGAUAAUUCCUUCUUUUUGUUUGAAACAAAUUAUGAACAAGCAAAAGAAAAUAAAAUUAAAGUAUUUUGUUUAGAAAAUGUUGAUAGAAAUCAAUUAAACAUUUUCGUAUUGCAAAAAACUAGCCCAAUAUUGAAUAAUGAUAGCGAUGAAAAUUCUGAUAGCAGUGAGGAUGAACUUUAAAAUGAAAAUAAUUCUAUUUAAAAAUAAUAAUAAAACAAAAGUAAUUUAAAUUAAAAUGAAAAUUAAACUGAGCAAAGUAAAAACAAGAAUUAACAUGGAAAGAAAUAAAGGCUUAAUAUGAGCUAUACUCGCAUUUAGGAAGAAAAGAUACAAAAGACAGUGAAAAAAUAUAUAAAAAUUGCAAGGGCAUAUUCAUUUUUGGGAUAACCAGAAAUGGCAAUAAAUUAUUACAAUAGAAUUUUUAAUAAUAAAAAUAUUAACAAAUUUAAUGUGAGUGAAGUUGAUGCUUUAGAAGAACUCAUGUUUUUCCUAGAAGAUAUGGAGAAAGAAGCUGAAGCUAUCAAAAAGGCUGACAGGCUGUUGGAAAUAUAUGCAAAACUUGGAAAUAUAGAAAAGCUCAAAUAAAUUAUAUUCUUUAAAGGCAAUUUGUCAAUAAAGCUGGGAGAUUUCAAAACUGCAGAGAAGGAAUAUUGUAAAUUGCUCGAAUACUUAAAUUUAGAAGACGGAGAUGAAAUUUCUUACUUUACUGCUAUUGCUUAUGGGAAAUUAGCAGAUAUUUAAUUUAUAAUAGCCAAUUAUGAAAAAUGCCUGGAGCUGCUAAAUGAUAAAUAUAAUACUUUGAAGGAUAUUUAUAGGUAAUAAGAUUUACCUUAGAUUUAAGAAAUUAAUGAUGAUGAAGAUGAAUAUUAGCAAUUUGAAAGGAAUAGCUAUGAGUCAUAGAAAUGUAAUUAACAACUCAAUGAUUCCACGAAUAAUUAUACAAAUUAAUAAUCUGAGGUUAGGGAGGAUUAUUAAGAUUAUAAUGAUUCAGAGUAUAAGCGCUUUUAAGUAAUAGAAAAAAAAUUUCUUUAAAUUAAAGAAUAAGAGCAAAAUAACCAACUGGAAGACGAUUAUGAAAUUGAAUAUCUUGAAGGUGAUGGCAAAUCGUAAUCAAAAAACUAGGAUAACCAAAAUACUUAAAAUAGGUACAUGAGACAAUUUGAAGAAUUCGAAGAAGAGGAAUAAGAAUAAUUUUCUAUAUAGUAGAGUGAAGAAUCAGAUCUUAAAUAUACAGAUAUUAAGAAUAUUGUAGAAUAAAAAAUGUAAUAGCAAAGUGAAAUGGAGUAAUCUCCAAUGCUCAAAAAUUCCUAGAAAUUGCAAUAGAAUUAAUAAAAUACAUAAACUUUAUUCUAUCAUUCAUGUUAGUAAUCGAUGAUGAAUACUGAAAUCCUCUCCUUUCACUAAAAAAUUCUUAAAGAAUUAUGGGAUUGUUCUAUGCAAAUUGCUGAUGUGUACUUUUAGCAAGAAGAUAUUCAAUUCAGCAUAAAUUAUUAUAGCAAAAGUUUGGAAUUUGCAGAAAAGCUUUUUGGCAAAGAUUCACUUUAGGUUGCUUAAUUAUACGAAAGCAUAGGGCUAGUUUGUUUAGAAAAUAUGGAUUUCGAUGAGAGUCUAGAUGCAUUUUAGAAAUCGUUAGCUAUCAAAUAAAAGAUUUGUUGCUAAAAUCAUCCUUAACUUGCUUUUUCAUAUUCAUAUUUGGGAUGUCUUUAUGCAAAAUUUCAUAUGUAUAAAUAAGCUAAAGAAGAGUAUUAAAAGUCUCUAAGUAUUUAUCAACAUAAAUUCAAAAAAUUCAAAAAAGAAUUAUCUGAAACAUAUAAUAAUAUAGCCAAUAUACAUCUCAAUGAGGCAGAAAUUGAAUUAGCUGUAUAAUCAUAUGAAAAAGCACUAGAACUCUUUAACUAGCUCUAGAAUGAAAUACCAACUUUGCACUUUGCAUAGAUAUAUGAGAAUCUAGGAAUUGCUUAUUACUAGCUAGGGUAAUUUAAAAAAGCUCAAUAGUACUUUUAAGAUUCUGAAAAUAAAUUUUUGAUACUAUACGAUGAGAAUCACCACUCUGUUGCAAGAGUUAAAAAUUGGUAAAAAACAAAUCAAGAUAGAAUGGAAAAUAGUAAAAUAUAAUCUUCAUGA